AUGACGGCACCCAAAGUCGACACAACAUACCUAACCGAGCAGCUGAAGCUGUUGGUCAGAAGUCCAGAAGCGAUUGUCGACGAUGGCGACGAUGCACAGCGUUCGGAGCUCCAGCGCCUUACUCGCCAGGCGUCGAUAGCCUUAGAGACGAGCCAGGAGUCCAUGCAGCGUGUCAUGUUCUCGCAUUUGCCACUCGUCACCACGCGCCUAAGCAACUCCUUUGGUAUCUUCGCCCCUUUGGCCAAAGCUAGCCUCGCCAAUCCGGUGCCACUUGAAGAGCUCGUGAAAGCCAGCGGCCUGAACAGACCUCUUGUCCGUUCCAUCAUGGACUACAACGUCUACCACGGUGCAGCAGUUGAGCCUCAGCAGUACUUCUACGCACCCACCAAGCUCACUCACAGUUUAUUGGAUCCGAAGUCGGACGUAACUACCACUUGCUGGCACGAACUUGUCGGACCAGCCUAUGGCAAGCUUCAUCAGCUUUUGAAGCACGGAGCUGGUGCGGGCAAAAGAACGGCUUUCCAAGUCGCUCACGACACAACCGAGACCUUCUACGACUUUCUGGAGAGCCGUCCAGAGAAACACUCCAUCUUUUACGGUUACAUGGCGGCUAACCAUUCGGUAACUGCGAAAUGGACCAAUGUCGUCCGCUUCGACGAGGAACUUGCCGCAGGUGCCAAGAAAGACGAGACAGUGUUCGUUGACAUUGGCGGUGGCGAUGGCGGGCAGUCCAUUGAGGCCCAAAAAGUCCACAAGCUGGGCGGAAAGAUCGUCCUACAAGACCGUUCAGCGGUCAUUGCAAAGGCUGCCAAGGCACGAGAGGCCGGCAUCGAGACCAUGGAUUACGACUUCUUCACCGAGCAGCCUAUCAAAGGAGCCCGUGUGUAUUUCAUACAGUUCGUCCUGCUCAAUUGGGAUGAUGAGGCAGUUGUGAAGAUCCUGUCUUCACAAGUUCCGGCCAUGGGUCCCGACAGUCUGCUGGUGAUUGUGGACUUUGUGCAGUGCCACCGAUGGGUGAAUCUGAAAGAGGACGGUAGUCCGCAAGAGCCCGAUUUGUGGACCCCGUCGACCGCAAUCGCCGCCUACUCCUGUCACGAAUCCAAGGGUCGUGCUCGCGAAGAUUAUGGGGCUUUGCUGGAGCGGGCAGGUUUGGAGCUGAAGGAGACGAGGAUUUAUACCGGCGCUGGCCAGGGUGUCAUGAUAGCCAAGAAGAAGCUGUAG
Molecule: messenger RNA, 1221 nt
Organism: Lecanosticta acicola
Lineage: Eukaryota; Fungi; Ascomycota; Dothideomycetes; Mycosphaerellales; Mycosphaerellaceae
Source: the annotation of a GenBank genome assembly